CUCAUCCUCCUUCCUUGCCAAUCAUCCUUUCGGAAUAUCUGCAGAAAGAAACAAAGAGAAAAGAAACAAAGCCAUGCCUGCCACCACCGAGUACCAGGGCUCCUCCUUCCUGGGCCGCAUCAGCAUCCGCCGCAACCAGGUCGUCUCCAUGGACGGCCACCACGAGCAGGAGCUCGAGGACCUCGACCUCUUCCAGCGCAACAUCGCCGACCGCUUCUCCGAGCUCCUCUCCGCCCGUCCCCCUACCGACGGUGGCGACGGCGGCGGCGACUCCUCCUCCUCCGCCGCCUCCGCCGACGCCCCCUUCCUCUCCGUCGCGUGGCUGCGCAAGCUCCUCGACGUCUUCCUCUGCUGCGAGGCGGAGUUCAAGGCCUUCCUCAUCAUGGGCCGCGAGCGUGACCCCUCCGUCAUCGCCAAGCCCCCCCUCGACCGCCUCCUUCCCGAGCUUCUCGACCGCGCUGUCAAGGCCCUCGACGUCUGCAACGCCGUCAUGCACGGUGUCGACGCCGUCAGGCACUGCCAGAAGCUCUCGGAGAUCGCGGUCGCCGCCCUCGAGCAGCAGCCCAUCGGGGAGGGCCAGGCCCGCCGGGCGAAGAAGGCGCUCGGGUCGAUGCUUGCCCUGCUGGCCGCCGAGGACAAGGACAGCAGCGGCCACAAGUCAACGGAGAGGACUUGGUCUUUCGGGCGGAGAGGCGGCAGCGCCGUCACGAAUAAGGAUCGAUCGGCAGCUGCGCAGUUCCGGACGCUCACGUGGGGCGUGUCGAAGAAUUGGUCCGCAUCGAAGCAAAUUCAAGCUAUGUCAGCCAACUUGGUAGUGCCGCGAGGCGCGGAGGCAUCCGGGCUGGCCCUGCCGGUGUACAUCAUGGGCGCGAUCACGGUCUUCGUGAUGUCCGCGCUGGUGGCGGCGAUCCCGUGCCAGGAGAGGAGCGGGCUGGCGAUGCACCUGCAGGUGCCGAAGCAGUUCGGGUGGGCGCAGCCGAUGACCGCGCUUGCGGAGAAGAUCGGGGAGGAGUGGAAGAGGAAGGAGAAGCGGGGGAUGGCGGGGCUGAUGGAGGAGCUGCAGCGGAUGGAGCGCCUGGGGCAGGCGCUGGCCGAGUUCGCGGACCCGUUCCAGUACCCGGCGGAGGGGGAGAGGGCGGAGGAGGCAGCUGCGAGGGCGGCGGAGCUGGCAGAGACGUGCCGGAGGAUGGAGGAGGGGCUGGUGCCGCUGCAGAUGCAGAUCAGGGAGGUGUUCCACAGGAUAGUGAGGAGCAGGAGCGAGGUGCUGGACGUGCUGGACCAGGCUGGUAAACUGUCGGCUCCGACCCUGUAAAACGUUGCAGCCCCGGCCGAGGUUCUAAUUGACUUCUUUAGCGGAUCAAACCCAAAUUAAUUUGACAGUUGGGGGCGAGGGAGGAUCGAUCCUUUAGGUCAAUUUUUAGGAGGUUAGAGGACAUAUGGCUUCACCCUCAAAAGCUGUAAAAUUGUGGUGCAAGCAAAGCCCAAUUUCUUCUUCUUCUUCUUCUUCUUCUUUUGAAAUUUUCUUUUGGGGUUGUCUUGAUGUUGAGGGUCAUUUCUUGGUGUGUAGAAGUUUGUCAUGGUGUAAUACAAACGUGUAUAUAUUAAUUCUGAUUAUGGGUAUGGCGUCCAAAGAAAUGUGAUUAA
Messenger RNA from Rhodamnia argentea, 1644 nucleotides. RefSeq names its product protein ROH1. NCBI's taxonomy places the organism in Eukaryota, Viridiplantae, Streptophyta, Magnoliopsida, Myrtales, Myrtaceae. The coding region runs from base 74 to 1312 and encodes 412 amino acids. The transcript has 2 exons. The record is from RefSeq and is a predicted model, not a curated record.